Nerophis lumbriciformis (worm pipefish) is the source of this 2249-nucleotide messenger RNA. Its product is annotated as TRAF3-interacting protein 1-like. Gene Ontology annotation, cellular component: ciliary basal body; intraciliary transport particle B; axoneme. NCBI's taxonomy places the organism in Eukaryota, Metazoa, Chordata, Actinopteri, Syngnathiformes, Syngnathidae. Gene Ontology annotation, molecular function: microtubule binding. Gene Ontology annotation, biological process: cilium assembly; regulation of microtubule cytoskeleton organization; intraciliary transport. The record is from RefSeq and is a predicted model, not a curated record.
GUCUGCUUAAAAAUUUUAAAUUGAGUUAAUUAAACAUCCGAGCGUGGACAGAAAGUGUCGACAUGAACGUCGCCGUUGUCAAAAAGACACAAAGCUCGCUCGGAAAGGUGAUAAAGAAGCCGAUAUUAACCGAGCGGCUGCUCAGCAAGCCGCCGUUUCGAUACCUGCACGACAUCUUUGCUGAGAUCAUCAGGACCACUGGUUUCAUGAAAGGAUUGUACAAAGAGAAUGAAUUGAGGUCAGAGUGUGUAAAGGACAAAGACAUGAAGAUGGCAUUCCUUCAGAAAGCAAUAGAUGUGGUGUCACUGGUUAUGGGAGAGCCUCUUGCUGUGAAACCAGCACACAUAGUCGCUGGUCAUGAGCCUGAGAGGACGAACGAGCUGCUGCAGGCUAUUGCCAAGUGCUGCAUCAACAAGAUAUCAAGCAAGGAUGCCGUGAAGAGAGUUCUUGCAGGAGAAAGGUUGGACGCGAUGGCCAGAGACAAUACAGUCAAGGAGAAUGUGGAGAGAUGCGAACAGGACAGAGAGGAGAAGAAGAAAAGUGAGCCCGGUGAGUGCAAGGAAGAGAAGGACCCGGAACAGCCCAGGGAGCAGGAAAGGCAACGUCGAGAUGGUGAGAGAGAGCACCGUCACGACCGAGAGCGUUGCGGCAAGAUCCGACGUCGCGAACAGGACCACGCCAAAAACUGCGACCAAAACCAGGUCUGUGACCGGCAGCAAGACCCAGAUAAAGACAAUGGUCACGGGAAAGCAAAGGGCAGAGAAAAGGAGCAGGCGAAAGAUCAAGAAAGAGAAAGCAUCAAAGCUAAAGACAAUGAAAGAGAAAAGGUUCCAAACCCAGCCGGUGAAAGGCCCAAGCGCUCUUCCUCGCAGACUGCUAGUCCAGCAAGUCUACCUCAGGCCUCAUUCGCCGAUGACCAAAAGAAUAAAACUAUUGGAGAUACUCAUGCUGCACAGAGACCCCUCCUCAAGGAAAGUGGAGAUACCGUUGGCUCCUUAUGUCCAUCGGAAAUGGUGCCGAGUGACAAGCAAACGCCAAGGCCCAGCAGUGCUCGUCCUGCGCCCCCUCCAGUCAAGAAGCAGGAGAGUUACACUGAGUGUGUCCCACCUGAGAGGCUUCCUAGUGCCAAGUCAUCAGUCAUCAGAGAUGGAAAGAAGCUGUCGGAUGAUGAUGAAGAUGAAGAUGAGCAGUUUCUAGUGGCAGAGGCACCCCCUGAACCUGCGGACGCUCCCGAGAAGGUGUUGGAACCGGCACUUAAUGGUGAAGAGAAACACGGCGGACUUGUGAAAAAGAUUCUAGAGACCAAAAAAGACUACGAGUUGUCACCGUCCACCAUUACGUCUAAAGAGAAGUUGGUUUCAGAAGAAGCCUGGAAGAAGGAGCAGGACCUGGUUAUGCGGGAGAUAGAGCGUCUCCGCGCAUCCAUCCAGUCGGUGUGUCAGAGCGCGCUGCCUUUGGGCAAGAUCAUGGACUAUGUCCAGGAGGAUAUAGAUGCCAUGCAAGCAGAACUGCAAAGCUGGCGGAAGGAGAACAAGGAACAUGCACAGGCUUUGCAGAAGGAACAGAGAGCAACAGACCAGGCGGUGGAACCUCUUAAAACAGAACUCGGUGAGCUGGAGCAAAAGAUCAAAGAUUACCAGGAUCAAAUUUGUGCCGUGAGGUCCAACAUACUGAUCAAUGAGGAGAAGAUCCAGAAGAAGCUGGCUGCAAUUAUCUCCUCCAAAACCUGAACAGGCCACAAGAAGUACACACACAUUGAACAUGCACAGGAAAUGAACAGUACUUCUUUCACUUUUGAUUAAAAAUAAAGAAUACGUGCUGCUUUGCCCCCAAUCUCCAUGUCAAAAAAUGACAGGCAAGAAUAUACUUGAUUGAAACUUUAAAAGGCAGUUGAGGCCAAUUUUCGACUUUAAAACUUCAGGAUUUACACUUACAGUACAUAACUGUUAUACUGUAGAAUUUGUAAUAUUGCUAAUAACCCCUCUUAGCUAAAAGGAUCGUUCAAGUGUAAUUGUGAAUGUCAUUUUAUAUUUUCUUGAAUUCUAGUUGUGCAUUGUAACAGUGGCAUUCUUUACCCACUAGGUGGCUGUGCAUCACACAUAUCUUUAAUGAACAGCUGCUCAAAGUAAUGAAUUCCUUUUAUCGUCCAACAUUUUUUUAAUUCUGUUUUUGUUCAAAUGAGUCAACCGAUUUUAUAUUUACAACAUACAGGUUGCGAGUACGACUACUGUACGUUAGACUGAGACUUA